AUGCACGAACAAACUUCAUCACCCAGAAGUCCUAGUAAUUCGGAAGUGCGUAGACGCAUAGACAGGAAGACGCAAAGACGCCACCGCGCCAAAUUCAGAAGAAAACAUACCUCAAGGAAAGAGGUAACGUUAACAUAACAUUCUGUGAUCUAAAAGUGUUUCAGGCCCUUGACCUCCAAGAAGCGUGUAUCGUUUUUAUCGUUUUUGAGAAGCUAGCCGUGCAACCUGUGUGAGUCGUCAAAAUUUGCCUUUGACUAUGUAACAUCGCAGUGACAAUGGGUGACGAUUACCUAUCGGCGUCCGUGUCCGCGGUGGGAGAGGCUACGUACACACUGGCCGGAGAGGAGGACAGCGACGCGCCAGCCGUCUUCUUCUGCGUGAAGUGCAGACUGCCCCUGGGCGAUUCUUUCUCGUGGUCCGGGACGGACGAGCAGCAGAACCACAUACUGCUACGGAGAGUCAGCAACAACGUGGCCGUCGGCCGGGAGCCUCUCUUCGCUGGAAAGUACAAGAAGAUGGGCUGUGUGAUCCGGACCCUGAGCUGUCUCGGCUGUUCCUCGCCGAUCGGAAUCAUGUACGUGUCGACGCCCAAGGAACUGGACCAUCGGCGGUCUCUCUUCAGCAUGGACGUGGCCAGAAUCGACAGCUAUGUAGUGGGGUCCUCCACCCAACAGAGGGCGACGUUGAGCUCCGAGAAGACGCCUGUUACCCUUGAGUACAGAGAGGGCGUUCAACAGCAGCUCAAUGAGGUGAAGGCUCUAACCGUGGCGAUAGGACAGAGGCUGUCUGAGAUCGAGGCCAACCUGCAGAACAAGUCCGUAUGACCACGAUGGCCUCUACAACUCUGCUCACCUUCACCAGUGGUGACUUUGACAACCCAAACAUACAACUAAUGUGACUUUGUCUGAGAUCAGUGGUGACGUUUGCAGCCUCGACCCUUAUGACUUUCACUGGUGUUGACUUUUUCAACCCCUAUUGGCCAUUUCUGAUGACCUUCAUCGCUAACUCUCCGGCUAAGAUACGACCCUCUGAUGACCUUCACAGUUGUGGCAUUAACGACUUUUAUUUACACCCGCUCUGCUUCACAUUGUUGUGUCACAAAUACACAGCAGUCAUUUGUACAGGUCUUAGAAAGCAUCAUUUAAAUACAUAGCAGUCAUUUGUACAGGUCUUAGAAAGCAUCAUUUAAAGUGUGAAUUUAAAAACAAAUGUGUUCAAUUCUGUUAUUAAAGUUCAUGGAUUGUGAAAAUGUACAACAUACACUGGUCAACAUACAAAACACAAAUAAUAAUAAUAAUAAUAAU
Messenger RNA from Alosa alosa (allis shad), 1304 nucleotides. RefSeq names its product MIS18 kinetochore protein A (gene mis18a). Lineage: Eukaryota; Metazoa; Chordata; Actinopteri; Clupeiformes; Clupeidae. Gene Ontology annotation, biological process: CENP-A containing chromatin assembly; chromosome segregation. The transcript is spliced from 6 exons. Bases 276 to 824 code for a protein of 182 amino acids. The record is from RefSeq and is a predicted model, not a curated record. Gene Ontology annotation, cellular component: nucleus; chromosome, centromeric region; chromatin.